AUGUACCGGGCUACGCAUCGAUCGGAGAACGCCCAUGAGGAAGGAAUCUGGAGUGUAGCUUGGACCGAAGCAGACAACAUCCUGUCCGGGAGCGUUGACGAGCGCGCGAGAGUAUGGUGUUCGGAGUUGGCCCCCGUGCACUCUCUCAACGGCCACCGUUUAGGGGUCUUGAGCGUUCGGGCAUUCAACCACGGCAAAGAGGCGGUGUCAAGUUCGAUAGAUAGCUGCAUCCGAUUCUGGGACUUGGAGAGCGGGGAACAGACCGCUGUGGAGGAGCCGGGACCAGUGGAGGCGUGGACGUUGGCGGUGAGCACGGACGACAAGCUCCUGGCGUCGGGAACACAGAAGGGAUCCGUCAACCUCUGGGCUUUGGAUGGGCACAAAAAGGUGGCAUCGAUGGAAACGAGAGACAAGUUCGUGAUGAGCGUGGCGUUCAGCCCCGACAACAAGUACCUGGCCUCGGGGGGACUGGACGGGUUGGUCAACAUCUUCGAUGUCGAACAAGCUAAGCUGCACCAAAAGCUGGAGGGCCACGCGAUGCCCAUCCGCAGCCUGUGCUUUUCAGCGGACGGCUCGCUGCUCUUCACGGCGUCGGACGACAUGCGGGUCAACGUCUACGAUGUGAAGAACACGAGUCUGGUGGCGUCCUUCACGGGACACACGUCGUGGGUGCUGAGCGUGGACUGCUGUCCAGACGGUCGGCACUUCGCCACAGGGGGAAGCGACCAAACGGUUAAGAUCUGGGAUAUGGCCGCCAAGGAAUGCGUCCACACCUUCGACUCGGCACACAACAACCAGGUGUGGAGCGUGGCGUACAGCCCAGCGGGGGAUAAACUCGUGUCCGGCUGCGAUGACGGAGUGCUGCAGGUCUUCGAGAAGGCAGCAUGA
Ectocarpus siliculosus is the source of this 888-nucleotide messenger RNA. NCBI's taxonomy places the organism in Eukaryota, Phaeophyceae, Ectocarpales, Ectocarpaceae. The record is from the annotation of a GenBank genome assembly.